Messenger RNA from Papilio xuthus (Asian swallowtail), 3717 nucleotides. It is a transcript of the gene mnb, whose product is annotated as minibrain. The coding region runs from base 986 to 2659 and encodes 557 amino acids. The transcript has 12 exons. Gene Ontology annotation, molecular function: protein serine/threonine kinase activity; ATP binding; protein serine/threonine/tyrosine kinase activity. Lineage: Eukaryota; Metazoa; Arthropoda; Insecta; Lepidoptera; Papilionidae. The record is from RefSeq and is a predicted model, not a curated record. Gene Ontology annotation, biological process: peptidyl-serine phosphorylation; protein autophosphorylation; peptidyl-threonine phosphorylation.
UUCAUCGAGUCUGCCAUGUUUUGUCCUACUUGUCGCGCUUGAUCAACGCGUUCGCGAUUUCUGUUCCAAACUACUAUUUUUCUGAAUGUAUUACAGGCUGUGUUUUGUUUACAAAUAGUGUAGUUUAUAACUCUGUAAUUAUUUAAGUGUAGCUUUAUAUUAAGCUACCAAUUUUGAUACUCGUGUGAAUAAUGGUGUAGUUCGUAUUUCAUCAAAUUUUGAAACCGUUCAAAAGCUUGCCACAGUUGUAAUCUGUAUUCGGUGAAUCCGUCGCAAUUUUUGGAAACGUUUGUUUGUGUCUGCCGAGGUGAUUACCCAUCACAUCGGUUCUGUGACGCAACCCACGUGCACAUAAUACAGCAAGCAUCUCAUGCACAUUUGUUAUUAUUUUGUUCGCGGCUCGCGAGUUCGUUUCUAAGCCGUGAGGAUCGAAUCGGAUCGAAGAAGGGAAAUCGCGUCGUCCGUCUUGCUCCCUCACGGCGCGUUCCAUUCUGUUGCAUUUAUCCAUUUUCAUUAAUCGAAAUAAGUUUUUUUCGUUCGGGUGUGCAUAAUUGUUUUCGUGCGCGAAGGCUAGUGUUUGUUGGUGGUGCGAGCGCUGUGGAGGCGCACGGCACACGUGACGCGAGACGAGUGUUUGGGUGUCAGUGGUCGGUGGGCGCGCGUACUCCGGUUGCACUCUGCAGUGCGGCGUGCGUCGUGCGUCGGAGGUGAUUCACCGGGCGGCUUGUUGAUCGUGCUUAUUUACCCGCGAGUGCAUCACAAGUGCGUGGAGGAAGUGCAAAGGCAUGUGUGGCGCGCGACGGCGCCGAUGACACCGCCGUCCGGGGCGACGGCGAUUUAAAACAGUGAACCGUGUGUUAGCUAUGCGUUUCGGGUUAUGAGUGUGUGACAAAGUUGAAGGGUGCUGAGGACACUGGAGCCCCUAGACGGAGUUGGGCCCGCCGGGGCGGCCCUGGUGCUUCUUGGGGCUCCUCACGAAGGCAAAAUGGCAGCGUGGAACCGCCAUCACCACUUCAACAUGCUCAUGGAUGAGAAUGCCAAAAACAAAUUGGGCGUUGUGGGCGGCGGCAUGCCGGAGGGCGCGGGCGGCGAGCGGCGGCACGUGCCGCUGUACGGGCGGCUGGUGGCCGAGGACCAGCUGCCCUCGAUGAGCGCGCCGUCCGACAUUCAGGUGAGCGCUAGAGCGCGCAACACCCGAGCUUUCUGCCGCUACCGUUACCCCCCACAGGCCAUGCAGGCGAGGAUACCACAUCACUUUCGGGAUCCUUCGACAGCACCGUUAAGGAAACUCAGCGUGGAUCUUAUCAAGACUUACAAACAUAUUAAUGAGGUUUACUAUGCAAAGAAGAAGCGGAGAGCGCAACAGUACCUUGGUGAUGACGGUUCACAUAAGAAGGAGAGAAAGUUAUACAACGAUGGGUACGAUGAUGAUAACCACGACUACAUCAUCAAACAGGGAGAGAAGUUCCUCGAUCGGUACGAAAUCUCCUCGCCCAUAGGAAAAGGAUCCUUUGGACAGGUUGUUAAAGCGUACGACCACGAGGAGCAGUGUCAAGUAGCGAUAAAAAUAAUUAAGAAUAAGAAACCCUUCCUAAACCAGGCACAAAUAGAAGUCAAGUUACUAGAAAUGAUGAACAGGGCAGAUGCUGAAAAUAAGUAUUACAUAGUGAAACUGAAGCGUCACUUUAUGUGGCGGAACCACCUGUGCCUCGUGUUUGAGCUGCUGUCGUACAAUCUGUACGAUCUGCUGCGCAACACAAACUUCCGCGGCGUCUCGCUCAACCUGACGCGCAAGUUCGCGCAGCAGCUCUGCACCGCUCUACUGUUCCUUAGUCAACCAGAACUAAAUAUAAUUCACUGUGAUCUUAAGCCUGAGAAUAUUUUGCUAUGCAACCCUAAGAGAUCAGCCAUCAAGAUUGUUGAUUUCGGCAGUUCAUGUCAACUAGGUCAAAGGAUAUACCAGUACAUCCAGUCGAGGUUCUACAGGUCUCCGGAGGUGCUGCUGGGCAUCCCGUACGACCUGGCGAUCGAUAUGUGGUCGCUGGGCUGCAUCCUGGUGGAGAUGCACACCGGCGAGCCCCUCUUCAGUGGCGCCAACGAGCUCGAUCAGAUGAACAAGAUUGUCGAAGUACUCGGCAUGCCACCGGAUCAUUUGCUCGAUCAGGCACACAAAACCAGAAAGUUCUUUGACAAAUUACCGGCGUCAGAGGGCGGCGGAUAUGUACUGAAAAAAGUUAACGGAAAGGAUGGCAGCGGGUACCGCAAGUACCGGCCGCCAGGGUCGCGGCAGCUGCACGACAUCCUGGGCGUGGAGGGCGGCGGACCAGCUGCGCGUCGUCGCGGCGAGCCUGGACACUCCGUCUCUGACUACCUCAAAUUUAAGGAUCUGAUCCUGCGUAUGCUGGAGUACGAUCCGAAGCAGCGAGUGACGCCGUACUAUUCGCUGCAGCACAACUUCUUCAAGCGCACCGCGGACGAGGCCACCAACACGCAGCAGGCGCAGGCGCAGUCGCACCACCAGCACGUGUGUAAUGUGUCGUCAGUGGGCGGCGCGCGGCUGUGGGGCCCCGCGGAGCGCAUGGAGGUGGAGAGCGUGCGCCGCGACGACGACAUGCUGCCCGUCUGCCAGCUGCAGCACAGCCCCGUUGCCAUACACUAGCGCGAGCCCGGCGCCCGCGCGCCCCCCGCGCCCACCGCGCCUCCCGCGCCCCCAGCGCCCCCCGCACAGCAUGCGCCCCGCGCACGCCCCAAAAAGCGCAGGCGGACGCGCAAGCGGGCGCGCUAGGCGCCGCCUGGGGGGCUAGCGGGCGCACGAACGGGCGCGCUGGACGCCAACGGGGCACGUUGGACGCCGCCGAGCGCGUUGGACGCCACCGAGCGCGUCACCUCAUCGGCAGUGACGCGAGCGAGUUGCGGUUCCCAGCCAAUGUGAAGUGCACGUCAUAGUGUGAGCGGGCGACACAGAUGGAUACUAAAGUGCUAGUUUCGUGACGAUUCACUGAAGACUUCACGAGUGAGCGUUGCAGAUUCGCAUCAUACGGUCAGUGUAAGCGAACGAACUAAAUUGCGAUCCGUAUCUAAAGUGACAGGUCUGAAUGUGACGCAAGAUAGGCUAUAGAGAAAAACAAUUUCAUGAUACUUAUAUGACGCGUUCGCUUUCGAAAACAAGUAAACAAAUGGAAAUGGAAACGGCAGCGCUAAACGUCUUCACGCAAGCUACGAUGCAGAUUGUCACCCGCUCACACCGGCGAACUACUUUAGUACUGUAUUAAAUGAACGGGUACGGCUUCGAGUUCGCAAUUCACUCGCUUUACAAACGUAUAAAGCUUGUGAAUAAUUCACAAGUGUAUACAAAAGGAGCAAAGUAUGUUAUCAUACUUGGACUUUGAGAAAUCUCAACCCGAGAUAUACAGUAGCGGAAUGCGAUGAUCGGAGUAAGAAGUUAUUUUAGUGGAACUGUUGUGUUUAAACAAAAACAUGAGUGCAGGAGAAAUGGACAUGGAAGCUAGGUGCUGUACAAAGACGAUUGCGUUGUUUAAAUGACAUUAAAGUGACUUUUGUACUCGGUUUAGUUUAAUUAGCACGGAGUCGUCUGCGUGGGGCGAGGGGCGAAGGGGCGGGGGAGGCUCCGCGCACACACACGAGCGGAGCGGAAAGCGGGUACGCUAGCGGAAACUGGCUUUAGAUUAAUUCAUUGCUCCAUAAUCGAAGACGAUA